AUGGAUGAUGACCAUCCAAUUCCACAGGCAGUAUCAAAUUUGAGGGAUACGAAUAAACGGUCUUCAUCACAGCCUAGCAGCAGAUCAGUCACUUUCUCAAUUCGAGAUAAUGACGUUAAUAAUGUUGAUAACGAUAACGCUGUGGCAGAUACAGACACUGAGGAUGAUUAUGAUGAUAAUCACAGAUACAGGCGCAGUCUCCGUUUCGAGGAUGACCUUGAUACAGGCGAUGUUAAUCACAAUGAUACCCCGGAUCAGGACGACGCUUGCAUGGGAAAUCCGGAGAAAGUAAACGCUGAUCUUGAAACGCAAGCAAAGGACACAGAACACGCGGAACCGCCACAACCACCAUCACCUCGACAACCUAAAUGGCACAAAUUCAUUCAAUGGAAGUACAUUCGCUGGUUAUAUACAAAUCACUCUUGGCAUCACUUCAGACCUGUCAUUAGAGCAAGUUUGGCUGCAUGGCUUGGUCUUCUCCUUUUCCUCAUUCAACCCGUCUUAGUCUUGAUGGGCCAGGCUGCUUUCUAUAUCCUCGUUUGUGGUUUCUUGGCAUCUCCACGUGAUGCUAUUUUACCAGACAUUGAGCGUCAGAUCAUAAACCUAGUCUUUGUGUGCGCAGCCUGGGCUUGGUCAAUAAUCGGCCUUUCGAUCGGUUUUGCAGGACGAGACGAAGCUCAGAACGAAGCUACAAUGUCAGCCGUCCUUGAAGAAGCAAGCGCGAUGAAUAAUUCUGAUCUACAGCUAUACAUUCAACAGCAAGCUGUGGAAGGCCGGUUCAUCCAAGCAUCAACAUCAGUCACAGCGGCCAUCUUCCUUGCCUUCGGAAGUGGAUUUUUCCUCUAUCUUAAAUCUAAACUAUCACCACCACGCUAUGGAGUAGCCUGUGUGUUUUCGACAAUCUGUCUGAUCGUAUCGUUGACACAAGGUCAUACCGCUUACUCCCCCAAUUACAAGAUAGGAUCGUAUUUCGCUCUCCCUCUAGCAUUACAGUCAGCAAUCAAUAUUCUUUGCUCUAUGUUCGUGCUACCUGUCACUGUCAACCACCAAUUCUUGCUUGGAUUACAGGCGGUACUCCAACCGCUACAAAAGUUUACUCACGCAGAAACUGAUUUGUUGGGCAUUCCUGUCACGUCCGAGGAUUGGAUAGAAAGGGUAAGGUAUCUCAAGACGCUCAACUCCCAAUCCGUUCAAGCAAUGAUAGCGGUGCGUAGCAAGGACGCUCACGUCUUCCGUGAAUACAGCUUCGGAUUGUUGAGAGGCAGGGAUUGUCAUGAGUUGUUGGAAUUGAUACGAAAUGUCCACCUGCGUAGUGGUGGGUUUAUCACUUUUAGCGAAGCUUUGUUGGUCGCGUUUCACAACAAACACAUCUUACAAGAAGCUGUAACACUAGCUGAGCCUGAAGAUGUAGCGCAGAGUGCGGCAUCUAUUUACAGCCCCUCGAGAAACCCAUCUCCCUUCUCAUCUCAGCAAAACACACCUAGGAGCUCAGUCGCUCUGUCGAGAUACGAUACUGGUGACUCGAGGGAUGUUGACAGUCAUCAUUCAGCUUUGCACAUCUUUGGUUCGCAUAGUAUAGGUACUCUCACAGAACUGCUGCACAAGUCGAAGAGGAAACAUGUUGCACCAAUUGGUGUCUUUGAAUCCCAGAGAUACAUGGCGCUUGAGGAGCGUAUGAAAUUCACUGAUCAGGAGUUCGUGAGGGCACAUUUUGCAAUAGUCAGUGAACAUUCGAGAGAUCUUAACGAUACCACGGCUGUUACUCUAGCACACGUCCAGAAGCAAAUCGAGAGGGUUGAUCGUGUUAGACUAGGAUCGUGGCUUUUUCGUCGGCACGAUUCUCCAGGCGAGGGUAACGCGAUUAUUGAGAAUAUGGAGAUUUGCGAUAAUCUCCGCCGCGCUAUCACCAAAUUCAAGACUGAGGAUAGACUAGCAGUACUGAGAAACUACUCUCAGUUCUUCGAUGGCUCGCAGCCACGCGCAAAAAUACCUUACAGAGCUUUGUUUUGGAGCUUCAAUUAUCAGUACUACCUCCUCGGUUUCUCAGGUGCACUCCUAGAACUUGCCGAAAAAAUGUCCAAUCUCGAAGCUAAGCGAAAAAAGCCUAGACUAUGGAUUCCUGAAGUGCAUCUCUUUGGCUGGUUUGCUAGUAGCACCGAAAAGCAUGGCGAAGAGGAAGAAGACGAUGACGAUCCCGAGCACAUGGCAGAUGUAAUGGAAGUAUACCCUCAAUCGAGAGAUCCCGACGUUCUAGCACCUUCGAAUGUUUUUGAAAGAUUUGGAUCAGUGUUAUGGAAAUUGUGGAUGUUUGUUAUGUCCAAACAGUCUUUGUUUGCGCUCAAAACUGCGCUUCUGGUUGCCCUCGUUACGCUGCCUGCCUUCCUGAAAACCUCGGCAGGGUUUUACUAUUACGAACGGGGAUUAUGGGUCGCAAUUAUGGCCAAUUUGACACACAGUCAACACCGAGGUGAUACUCUCUUCAAUUGGUUCACGCGUCUGGUGUACUCUGUAGUCGGUAUUUUCAGUGGUCUGCUGAUAUGGACAAUAGCAGCUCAAAAAGGAACAGGUAAUCCAUACGCUGUCGGCGCGACGUGCGCAGUAGCAUUCCCGAUUAUGUUCUACAUAGUCAUGUAUUUCCCCGGUACGAAUGUAGGAUUGAUGGUGUUAAUGGUUUCUGUAGCUAUGGUUUUGGGCUAUAGCUGGCAAGACGCACACAAUCCAUCGCUUGUGAAUGUCGGAUGGGGAUGGGAUCUAGCUUGGAAGAGACUUGUUUUGGUAAUCAUUGGCGUUACAGCUGCAUUCGUUUUCGCAUACGUUCCACCAGUCUCCAGUGCCAAGAGACACCAGCGGUAUAUAUACUCGCGCACAAUAACAACAACAGCCAAUAGCUGGUGUGCUAUUGUUGGAUAUGCACUUAACAGUCAUCAUAGGGAUAUCGAUGAGCAGGCAAUAACCAAAACACUUCUUGCGGUUAAGUCGAAACUUCGGAAAAGUAAAGCUAGACAGGAUUUUGCAGCUUUCGAAUUCAGCUUAAGGGGUAGAUGGCCUAGAGCGAGGUAUGAAGCAUUGCUUAAUGUGCAACUAGAUUUAGUAGAGCUGCUGUCGCAAUUCAUGGCUGUUGCGAAAGAGUUAGACCCGCUGUGGAUGCAGUGCGUGAUGAGUCGGAGCAGAUAUAACGAUCAUAGAUUUGUCGGCGAUGUCUUGGCUUGUUUCGAAAUGUGCGCUACGAGUAUCAAGACAGGAAUGCCCCUUCCUCAGAUAACACCUUGUCCGUUGGUAGAUCGGGGAUAUUCAGCAAAAUUAGGAUUGGAUCUUGGCGAGCACGUCCCGGAUGGACUACCAUCGCAUGUUGAUUUCAAUGUUUUGAAAAGCGAGGAGUAUUGGCUUUAUUGUGUCGCCUACUCGCUAUCGCAGUCUAUUUUGAUCCGAUUGGAUAGACUAAUGAUUUACACCAAAUCGCUAGUUGGUGAGCAAUUCCAUAUUAUGUUAGAUGUUUAG
Wallemia ichthyophaga EXF-994 is the source of this 3498-nucleotide messenger RNA. RefSeq lists its product as uncharacterized. The record is from RefSeq and is a predicted model, not a curated record. The transcript is spliced from 6 exons. The coding region runs from base 1 to 3498 and encodes 1165 amino acids. NCBI's taxonomy places the organism in Eukaryota, Fungi, Basidiomycota, Wallemiomycetes, Wallemiales, Wallemiaceae.